Messenger RNA from Aspergillus uvarum CBS 121591, 374 nucleotides. RefSeq lists its product as uncharacterized. Lineage: Eukaryota; Fungi; Ascomycota; Eurotiomycetes; Eurotiales; Aspergillaceae. Bases 1 to 318 code for a protein of 105 amino acids. The record is from RefSeq and is a predicted model, not a curated record. The transcript has 5 exons.
AUGCCCUUCCAUGGUAGGUGUAGGGCUCGUGAUUUCAAACUACGUGCGUACCCGAUUAUCACUCUACAAGUAAUUUACGGUUUGUGCUAUACUGUAGAGUCCAUGCGACACACCAGUAGUCAAUCCCUCCCUCCCACGGUCGGUGAUCACUGUAGGUAUUGCGUCGAGGGGCACGCCCAGCAUAUCGAAAUCACCCAGGAUUGGUCAGGGAGAGUCUACUGCCUCCGGGAGCGGGCAGAGUUGGGAAAACAUCUCCAGGUCGAGGUCCUUUGGGUUGAUCAAUUGGGUGAAAGGAGAAUAACAAAUUCCGUUACAUAAAUUCACACAAAUGAGAAAGAACCCUGUAACUAUCAGGGAAGGUAAAAUUAAAGCCU